AGGCGAGCCGCGGCGCGGCGCCUGCCUUCCCGCCCGCCGAAAGGCCCCUCCGCUGCGGCAGCGCCGCCCGUCUGCCCGCCCGGCAGUAACCGUGGAGUUCACUUGCCGCUGCCCAACUUUCGCACCCGGCAAAGAAAUAUGGGAUGUAUAAAAUCAAAAACGAAAGAGAAUCUGCAUGGAGAUGGGCUAGAUUUGAAGAAUCAACCAGUACGUAAAACUGAACGAACUAUUUAUGUGAGGGAUCCAACGUCCAAUAAACAGCAAAGGCCAGCAAUUACAGAAGCACAACUUUUACCAGGACAGAGAUUCAUUCCUGAAGAAAUAGAGGAGCAUGGAGUUAUUGUGGUAGCUUUGUAUCCUUAUGAUGGCAUUCACGAAGAUGACUUGUCCUUCAAAAAAGGAGAAAAAUUGAAAGUUAUUGAGGAGCUAGGAGAAUGGUGGAGAGCAAAAUCUCUCACAACAAGGAAAGAAGGCUUCAUUCCCAGCAACUAUGUAGCAAAAGUAAACACCUUGGAAACCGAAGAAUGGUUCUUCAAAGACAUAACCCGAAAAGAUGCUGAAAGACAACUCCUGGCUCCUGGAAAUGGUCCUGGAGCAUUCCUCAUCAGAGAAAGUGAAACAUUAAAAGGCAGCUAUUCUCUGUCCAUACGAGACUACGAUCCACAAAAUGGUGAUGUUAUUAAGCACUACAAAAUUAGGAGUCUAGACAAUGGAGGAUUUUAUAUCUCUCCAAGAAUAACUUUUCCCAGCAUCAAUGAUAUGAUCAAACAUUAUCAAAAGCAAGCAGAUGGCUUAUGCAGAAAGUUGGAAAAAGCUUGUAUUAGUCCUAAGCCUCAAAAACCAUGGGAUAAAGAUGCAUGGGAAAUUCCACGGGAAUCAAUUAAAUUAGUGAAGAAACUUGGAGCCGGUCAGUUUGGAGAAGUCUGGAUGGGUUACUAUCAUAAUAGUACGAAAGUGGCUGUGAAGACUCUGAAGCCUGGAACUAUGUCUGCACAAGCCUUUCUGGAGGAAGCUAACCUCAUGAAAACACUUCAGCAUGACAAGCUAGUUAGGCUUUAUGCUGUAGUGACCAAAGAAGAACCUAUUUAUAUUAUAACAGAAUUCAUGGCAAAAGGGAGUUUGCUGGAUUUUCUGAAGAGUGAUGAAGGAAGUAAGUUGAUGCUUCCAAAGCUAAUUGACUUCUCAGCUCAGAUUGCAGAAGGAAUGGCAUAUAUAGAAAGAAAAAAUUAUAUCCACCGAGACUUGAGAGCAGCUAAUGUUCUGGUUUCAGAUUUGCUGAUGUGCAAAAUAGCUGAUUUUGGACUAGCCAGAGUCAUUGAAGACAAUGAAUACACAGCAAGAGAAGGUGCAAAGUUUCCCAUCAAAUGGACAGCCCCAGAGGCAAUUAACUAUGGAUCCUUCACUAUUAAAUCUGAUGUGUGGUCAUUUGGGAUUCUCCUGUAUGAAAUCGUUACAUAUGGAAAGAUUCCUUAUCCAGGUAUGAGUAAUUCAGAUGUGAUGGUUGCCCUCCAGCGUGGGUACCGAAUGCCACGUAUGGAAACCUGUCCAGCUGAGCUGUAUGAUAUCAUGAAAACAUGCUGGAAAGACAAAGCAGAAGAGAGGCCAACAUUUGAUUAUCUACAGAGCGUGCUUGAUGACUUCUAUACAGCAACAGAAGGGCAGUAUCAGCAACAGCCAUAGAACAAAGAACGCUUUUCUUUUCUAUUGGCAUGGACCAUUGGCACAGACUAUUAUUUGGACAGACUGGUCAAACCAAUUACUUUGUGACUGUGGAUGUCUUAACCAAGUGUGGAAGCUGAAAUGCUAAAGGAAAGAGUAAUUCUGCAGAGAAAUAAUCAUGUUUUUUCUUUGGUUAAAAUAGUGCCUCUGAAGGUUGAAGUUCUCUUUAAAUACCCUGCAUUUUGCAUACAUGGAAACAUCCCAAACCAAGUAUUUUUGGGGUGGGGAGAGAGAAGGAGUGUGUAGAUUGACAAAGCAUUUUCAGAAUCUAAGUGAUGUAAUACAUUACAAGGAAACCUUUAUAAAAGGAUGAGGAGAUACAUGAACAGCUGUUUUCAAAAGAAAACAUAUUGUAGAAGUUAUUUUUAUAUCCUUGUUAUUUCACAUUAGGAUCUGGAGUACUGUCACCUCUUCCAAGACUUUCUAAAAAGUGUAAAAUUUCCUUUAAGAAAGGAUUAUGGAUGUAAUUUUUUUACACUGAAGUUGAUUUUUUUUCUACUGCUAUAUUACUCAUAUUAAAUUUCAAAACAUUCUCAAAGCAUCGCACAGCCAUCACAGAUGCAGAGGUGCAAUAUGAGCAAGCAUGUGUUUGACCUUUAGUUUCCCAUGAGUCCAGAGUCCUCAGCUGAGGUCAUCAGGAAAGCACAGAAUUCUGAAGGAAGUUAAUAUACUCAUUGCAGUCACUAAAACUGUUACCAGUGAAAAAUAUUUUCAUCUUAAUUCUUUUAAGUGGUCAUGAUUAUUCAAGAAUGUUCUUUUUAUUUUUGCUGCUUUAAUCACCUAACUUAAAAUCUUUUAAAGCCAAAACUAGCUCUAACGUGAUCAAAAAAGUUGUGACAAUUUGCAAUAAAAUAUCAAGUUACAUUGCAGUGACACUAGAGGCUUGUUGCUUACUCUAUAAAUCUGUAACUGAUAACAAAAAGUUAAUGCAUUUUGCUAAGCUCUGCAUAUGUUAAAUUGUUCUGUCAAAAUGACUUCUCAAAAAGCUGAGCUAGUGCAAUUGCAAUGUAACUACAGUGUAGAUUUUUCUUUUUUGAAGUGACACUGUUUCUUACACUUAAAACCCAGCCUCCCCCCUCAAUUACUUAGACAAAUGGUACUUCGCAGAAGCUUAAAAACCCUUUUGAUAAAGUUUCAGUGUGCCUGCAGUUACAGUUCAGCAGCAUAAACAUUCAUUGCUUUUCUUUUCCAUUGGCUUCCUUCAUUCAAUCUGUGCAGUUUAAGCAGACUAUCAGUUAAGUAUGUAAAUAUUGUUUCUAUUGAUGGUGAUUUUUUAAUUUUAAUAAACACUUAAAGAUUAA
Dromaius novaehollandiae (emu) is the source of this 3020-nucleotide messenger RNA. RefSeq names its product LYN proto-oncogene, Src family tyrosine kinase (gene LYN). The coding region runs from base 139 to 1680 and encodes 513 amino acids. Gene Ontology annotation, biological process: regulation of mast cell degranulation; positive regulation of dendritic cell apoptotic process; DNA damage response. The transcript is spliced from 13 exons. The record is from RefSeq and is a predicted model, not a curated record. Gene Ontology annotation, cellular component: extrinsic component of cytoplasmic side of plasma membrane. Gene Ontology annotation, molecular function: non-membrane spanning protein tyrosine kinase activity; signaling receptor binding; ATP binding. NCBI's taxonomy places the organism in Eukaryota, Metazoa, Chordata, Aves, Casuariiformes, Dromaiidae.